Messenger RNA from Geodia barretti, 1817 nucleotides. NCBI's taxonomy places the organism in Eukaryota, Metazoa, Porifera, Demospongiae, Tetractinellida, Geodiidae. The record is from the annotation of a GenBank genome assembly.
AUGUCUAAAAUCUCUGAGGUUAUUGCUGAGGUGGACGCCACUUUGGCUAGGCAAGCAGAGGAGCAAAAGCGACUCUGCGAGCUCGACUGCUUUGUGCUGGACAACUCCCUGCGAGAGAGCACUGUCGGGGCGUUGCGGGGACACACGCUGGAAAACAAGUGGAAGAUCUACGAGGAAGUAAAGCGAUGCGGAUUCAAAAACGUUAUAGUGGCCGCCUUCUCCCACAAUACUCGGGUAGACGACCAUUUCGUUCGGCAACUAGCGGAAACUGGCGAGAACAUGAGCACAUUUUUCGCGUUCUCCGAGGGAUGGGGAAGCAUUUCGAAUGGUGAGCCAGACUUAGUUACUCUACCUGUAGGUCUUGACAAAAUGAAGACUCUACAGCUUCAAAACCCGAUAUUCGAAAUUGACCUGGGCGACAGCCGCAUCGACUGGAAGAAGUUUACUGUUGAGCGAGUCAAUAAUCUUCUCCAGGAAAGGAUCAAGUGGGUAAAGGAAAAUCUAGCAGUUGAUGGCAAAGUACUUAUCAAUUACCGAGAUUUUUCCAUCGCUAUGUUGGAUCCUACGACCACGCACCGUAUUCUGUCCGUUACCGAGUUUCUCGCACGUCUCCCAGCAGAUAUGCGCCCGUUCGGACUCAUUUUCGAAGAACCGACCGGCAAAAACUUUCCAGCCCAACUAGGCGCGUGGACCGCUGCGGUGCGAAAAGUCAUGAACGUCAAUGACUGGAGCACGGGAAAACUGUUGGUCCACGUCCACGAGAAGUGGGGUCUGGCGGAGGCCGCACAACUCGCGUGCCUCGGAAACGGUGCGAACGGAGUUUGGGCAGGCUUGUGCGCGGAAGGCGCAGCGCUAGGACACGCGUGCUCGUCCGUGUCGCUGUUGAAUCUGAUCCGCCUUGGCAACAAAAAAGUCCUCGAGCGUUACAACUGCGCGGAGCUAAGACGAGCCGCCAUGAGGGUGACGGAAAUAACGAGUGGCAAGCCUCCCCAUCCCAAACAACCUGUUUACGGUGAGCGAGCGUUGGACAUGGCGUUCGACUUUGGUGGAAUUUCCGGUGGGCAUGUCGGUAAAUCUGACUUCGAUUUAGCAACGUUUUUCGGAGAGGAGCCCCCGCAGAGAAUCAGCACAUUAGCAUCUGCCCACAUGAUUCAUGAACGACUGACGAACCUGUUUGGUGACCUCGACAUUUUCACUCUUUCCAUAGCUGAAGAGAUGAAGAAGGUGAUGAUUGACGACUUAACCCAUAACCGCAAAGAAGAAUACAUGAGCACGAUGGGUCUGGCAGUGCUGUUUGAUCGAGCAGGUGGCUCUCUGACCGAGUCUAUGCGAGACGUGAUCGAGGAAGUGGAAGUCGAAGAUGCCCACCAUCAGCACCUUCUCCGCAAAGUGAGGGAGAUGUGGGACACGUGGGAUCUGCGGGAAUCAGUCGAGCUAAUCGGAGACGAAUGCCUUGAGUUUGAUUCGUUCUACAAUGGCUUCAUGGCUCCCUACUUUGGUUGCUUUCGAUGCGACGAUACAAGGAAGGGGCUUAUGGCAAUAGACAUGGACAGCGAUGGGCGUGUGGACUGGAGCGAGUUUUCCCUCUACCUCAAGUGGGCUCUCCACCAGUAUCCCAACAUCAAGGAUGUGGACGAACUGCUUUCCGUCACAUUUCGCAAGGGAAUAAUACCUGCCAUGCGUGAUGAACUGCUAACCAAGUAGCUAACUUGCACACCUGGAAUUUUAACACAAGCCAAGAGACAAUAAUUACGUACAUAUGAACAUUGCUGCAUUGCUGAGCAUGUUACUAUAUAUGGCUAGGCUAUAGUUGAUGU